AUGAGGCUUCUCAUACUCGCUUUGCUGGUGGCUGUCUGCGUGAGCGCCGACUUGUUGGACCUCAAAAAGUCGCUUGCGGUCGGAAGCCUCAAGGGUCUAAUCAAAGAAAAAGUGACAUCCAAGAUAAAAAAGACAAUGGAUCGCAUCAAGGAGGUUUUCAAUGGUAACAUGCUCGAAUUCCGGAAAAAGUUGAGCGGAUACAAAGACGCAAUUUUGAAGAAGCUUACUCUGAGCCCAGAGCAAAGAAAGGAGCUUGUGGAAAGGCUGAAGAUGUUCAAAAGGAAAACUAUCGAUCAAGUCUCACCAGCUGGGGACUCCAUUGAAGAGAUCAACUUGAGAAGUCAAAUUGCAGGAGCACUCUUCCAGGGAGAUAUGGUCCUUUCGAAGGAACAACAAGAUCAAAUUGCUGCGGAUGUUAGUGGAACUCGUACCAAACGGCAGACUUACAAUGAUAAAGAUUACCCUGGUAGAAGAUGGACGAAAGGAGUCAACUACUUCUUUCGACAAAAGUGCAAGUCAGCUGCCCGUAGUCUUCUCGUUCAUGAACGCAAAAAAUAUUGGCAACAAUUAGCUUACUACUUGCAGGUGAAAAGGUUAAGAGUGUAUUCAAGAAAGCGGCGCGUGAAUGGAUGGAUAAUACCUGCAUCAACUUCACACAAAGCGAUUCCGGUAAAGUUGGAAGUUGUCGAUGAUGGUAAGAUACCACUGGACGCCGAAAUUUCAGCUCAGGACAGCAUUCGUGUGUUCAUGGAAGAUGGAUGUUGGUCUUUCGUUGGCAGACUUGGAGGCGUACAAAACCUCUCACUUGGCGAAGGCUGUGACUCGGUAUGUUUUAAUGAAAUCUUCCUUCUAGACUCACGGUGCUCCACAGAAAAAUGA
Cooperia oncophora is the source of this 879-nucleotide messenger RNA. The record is from the annotation of a GenBank genome assembly. Lineage: Eukaryota; Metazoa; Nematoda; Chromadorea; Rhabditida; Trichostrongylidae.